ACAUAGAGUGCACACUGUCCCAAGUGAACUUCGCUUUCGCCGACAAGUGAACGUGAACGUGAAUGUGAACGUGAAAUUUCGCUUUCGCCGUCACAUAGCUCUGCUCUACAACGUGCUAUCUGGACAGAUUUUAAUUGGCACUGGCAAAAAAUGGCCGAAUUAGACGACUUUUUCGCGAAAAAAGACAAGAAGAAGUCGAAGUCUAACAAGCCCAAGUUCGUCACUACCGAUGAGCUGGUUAAGAAUCUGGAGGAUAGCACCAAGCGCGAGAUUGCCGCCAAACCAAAAAAGGUCGAACCUAUAGUCGGAGCUGGCGGCGGCGGCGUGGCAGUAGCAGCUGAAAACGAGAAUGUUGUCAAGGUGCCAGAGUCCGUAGCGCCACCUCCUGUGGAGGAAGAGUGGAAAGAGUUCGAAGAGGAACAGCGUAAAGAUUAUAGCGGCUUGAAAAUUGGCCAACUGAAUAUAAAUGAGCAGAAGCAGCCAAAUCAGCAAAAUCCUCAGCAGCAGGACGAAGAGUACGACGAUGAAGAUGAAGAUAGCGAUGGCGGUUAUGCCAAUGCAGAUGCCAAUAAUGGCGGCAAGCGAAGCGGUCACGGUCCAUGGAAGAAACUGAUUCCGGCUGAGGAGGUGACUCAAAUUCCCGUACCCGUGGAAGUAGAGAAACCGUCAUCGAAAGUCUAUAUAUCACCCGCGUUACGUUUUAGCCAAGCCAGCAGCAGCGCUGGCGGCAGCGGACCUAGUGGCGGCGGUUUGCGUCCACGUCGUGCCGCUCCAGAUAUUACCAAUACGGAAUUCUUUCCCACCCUCAAUGCCGCACGGCCGGAGGAGCAACGUAAGAAGAAAAAUGAACCCGCCUUCGAAGAAGUUCGUCAUGGUGGACGCUUCCAGCGUGUACAGGAAACAACUGCGGCACCGGUGGCGGCCACCAAUCGAUUCCAGUCGUUGGACGAUGAAGCGGAUAGCUAGGUAACAAACAAAAUUGUUUGCCGGCGGCUGCUCGAAGUGGCCUGCAUCUGCAUUUUUUUUUCAUCAUUACCUAUCGCCCGCUCCUCGGACUCCCUGCCUACCAAGUACGACUACUACUAUUGUUCAUUUCGGUUAUUUUAUUAUGCAUUUUUCUUUUUUUAUUUAAAAUUAUGGAAUCAAAUUGUAAUAGAAUAUGAAUAAUAGCCAUGCGUUGAAAUCCGUUUAUAAACGUUACUUUUGUACAAGCUCA
Molecule: messenger RNA, 1216 nt
Organism: Drosophila willistoni
Lineage: Eukaryota; Metazoa; Arthropoda; Insecta; Diptera; Drosophilidae
Product: protein CDV3 homolog
Exons: 3
Coding region: 151-966 (271 amino acids)
Cellular component (GO): cytoplasm
Source: RefSeq, a predicted model, not a curated record